Molecule: messenger RNA, 1053 nt
Organism: Cricetulus griseus (Chinese hamster)
Lineage: Eukaryota; Metazoa; Chordata; Mammalia; Rodentia; Cricetidae
Source: RefSeq, a predicted model, not a curated record
AUGGAGGUGCCCAAUGUCAAGGACUUUCAGUGGAAGCGCCUUGCUCCACUGCCUAGCCGCCGAGUCUACUGCUCACUGUUGGAGACCGGGGGGCAGGUCUAUGCCAUCGGGGGAUGUGAUGACAAUGGAGUCCCCAUGGACUGCUUCGAGGUCUACUCCCCCGAGGCCGACCAAUGGACUUCCCUGCCCUCCCUGCCCACAGCCAGGGCCGGGGUAGCGGUUACUGCCCUAGGAAAGCGGAUUAUGGUGAUCGGGGGUGUGGGCACCAAUCAACUGCCUCUGAAGGUCGUGGAAAUGUACAAUAUCGAUGAGGGCAAGUGGAAGAAGAGGAGCGUGCUGCGUGAGGCUGCCAUGGGCAUUUCUGUUACAGCCAAAGAUUAUAGAGUGUAUGCUGCAGGUGGGAUGGGACUGGACCUUCGACCACACAACUACUUGCAACACUAUGACAUGCUAAAGGACAUGUGGGUGUCACUAGCACCCAUGCCCACUCCAAGAUAUGCGGCCACCUCCUUUCUCCGGGGCUCCAAGAUCUAUGUGCUGGGGGGACGACAGUCUAAGUAUGCAGUCAAUGCCUUCGAGGUCUUUGACAUAGAGUCUCGGUCCUGGACCAAGUUCCCCAACAUUCCCUGCAAGCGGGCUUUCUCCAGCUUUGUGACCCUGGACAACCACCUGUACAGUCUGGGAGGCCUGCGACAGGGUCGUCUCUAUCGGCAACCCAAGUUCCUCCGGACAAUGGAUGUUUUCGACAUGGAACAGGGGGGAUGGCUGAAGAUGGAACGCUCAUUCUUUCUCAAGAAGCGCCGGGCAGACUUUGUGGCUGGUGGUCUGAGUGGACGGGUCAUAGUGGCUGGGGGACUUGGAAACCAGCCCACUGUCCUGGAGACAGCAGAAGCAUUCCACCCAGAGAAGAACAAGUGGGAGGCCCUCCCUGCCAUGCCCACACCCCGCUGUGCCUGCUCCAGCAUUGUCUUCAAGAACUGCCUGCUGGCUGUGGGAGGUGUCAGCCAGGGUCUGAGUGAUGCCGUAGAGGCGCUCUACGUCUCUGAAUCCUAG